This is a messenger RNA of Oncorhynchus kisutch (coho salmon), 5647 nucleotides long. RefSeq names its product ubiquitin-like modifier-activating enzyme 6. The transcript has 32 exons. Gene Ontology annotation, molecular function: SUMO activating enzyme activity. Gene Ontology annotation, biological process: protein sumoylation. NCBI's taxonomy places the organism in Eukaryota, Metazoa, Chordata, Actinopteri, Salmoniformes, Salmonidae. Bases 87 to 3740 code for a protein of 1217 amino acids. Gene Ontology annotation, cellular component: SUMO activating enzyme complex; cytoplasm. The record is from RefSeq and is a predicted model, not a curated record.
CAUGUGAUCUGGGUAACCCGGAACAGUUUGAUGUGUGUGUGUUUUUUUUUAGCUGAACACAACCCUUCAUUCGUAACAACAACUCAAUGAACCUAUCGUACACCGACAGUGCUUCUAGGACCAGUGAGUUUUCCCCUCCCGAGAUGUCAGCUGACUCCAUGGAGAUUGAUGACUCCCUGUACAGUCGUCAGAGGUAUGUCCUGGGGGACAGUGCUAUGCAGCAGAUGGCUCAGUCUUCUGUCUUCCUCAGUGGAAUGGGAGGACUGGGAGUGGAGAUCGCAAAGAACAUCGUGUUGGCAGGUGUGAAGGUGUUGACGCUGCAUGACACUAAGCAGUGUGAGACGUGGGACUUGGGCUCCAACUUCUUCCUCAGACAGGACGAUGUGCUGACUCAGAGGAACAGGGCUGUGGCGGUCCAUCCCAGGGUAGCGGAGUUAAACCCUUAUGUCCAUGUGGACACGUCCUCCUCCUCUCUCGACCUCUCCACUGACCUCUGCUUCCUCAAGAGGUACCAGUGUGUGAUCCUGACUGAGGCCAGGCUGAGUCUCCAGAAGAAAAUCAAUGACUUCUGUCACUUCCAUCAGCCUCCAAUCAGGUUCAUUGGAUGUGACGCGUAUGGGAUCUGUGUGAGAGUGUUCUGUGACUUCGGGGACCAGUUUGAGGUGUCGGACCCCACUGGAGAGGAAGCCAAGGAGAUGUUUAUCCAGAACAUCACACAGGGUAACCCAGGGGUGGUAACCUGUAUGGACAGCAGGACCCACGGCCUCCAGACUGGACAGAGUGUUCUCUUCAGAGAGGUCAACGGCAUGGACACACUCAACGGCACCGCGCGACAGGUCACAGUCCUCUCUCCCUACAGUUUCGCCGUAGGGGACACGUCGUGUCUGCAGCCCUAUGCACACGGAGGCUUCUUCCUGCUGGUCAAAACCCCCAGAACGUACAGCUUCGAGACGAUGGAGCAGCAGCUGUCUGAGCCUCAGGUCCUGACUCCCGACUUCAGCAAACCAGAGGCCCCGCUGCAGAUCCACGCCGCCAUGCUGGCUCUUGAUGCCUUCCAGGAGCAACACAACAGACUGCCCAAUAUUGGGUGCUGUCAGGAUGCGGAGGUUCUGGUCAAACUAACAGAGGAAGUCAACCACACCUUGACAAACAGAGCUCCAGUGAAUAGUGAGUUGGUGCGUUGUCUCUCCAGAACGGCGCAGGGUUCUCUCCCUCCAUUGGCUGCGGCGGUGGGGGGCAUUGCCAGUCAGGAGGUCCUCAAGGCCCUCACAGGGAAGUUUGCCCCACUACAGCAAUGGUUCUAUCUAGAUGCCAUAGAGGUAGUGAAACCACUACUGUCUCUAUCAGCAGAGGAGUUUAGCCCCAGGGGUGAUCGGUACGACGGACUGAGGGCCUGCAUCGGGGAGACCAUGUGUCUGGAACUCCACAAGCUGAGAGUCUUUAUGGUGGGCUGUGGAGCCAUUGGCUGUGAGAUGCUCAAGAACUUUGCCCUGCUGGGAGUGGGAUUGGCCAAGAGCUCAGGAGAGGUGUGUGUGACGGACCCAGACCUGAUAGAGAAGUCCAACCUCAACAGACAGUUCCUCUUCAGAUCUCAGCACAUACAGAAACCUAAGAGCACCACAGCAGCCGUAGCGACCUUGGAGAUCAACCCAGAGAUGCAGGUAGACGCUCACCUCAACAAGGUGUGUCCUGCCACCGAGGGGGUCUACAACGACCUGUUCUACUCCCGCCUACACCUGGUUGUCACGGCGCUGGACAAUGUGGAGGCUCGCAGAUACGUCGACAGCCGCAGUGUAUCCAAUCAGAAGGCUCUUCUGGAUUCCGGUACCAUGGGAACCAAAGGACACACGGAGAUCAUCGUGCCCAACCUGACCGAGUCUUACAACAGCCAUAGGGACCCACCAGAAGAGGAGAUUCCGUUCUGCACCCUCAAAUCUUUCCCUGCUGUCAUAGAACACACCAUCCAAUGGGCACGGGACAAGUUUGAGAGUGCGUUUGCCCACAAGCCCACCAUCUAUAAUAUGUUUUGGCAGACCCACUCCUCAGCAGAAGCCGUGCUACAGAGGAUGCAACAGAGGGAGACUCUGGAGGGGGCGUUCCAGGUCGUCAAGCUGCUGAGUCGACGGCCCAGCCAAUGGGAACACUGUAUCAUCCUGGCACGCCUCAAAUUCGACAAGUACUUCAAGAGAAAGGCUCUACAGCUGCUACACUCCUUUCCUCUGGACACUCGGUUAAAGGAUGGCAGUUUAUUCUGGCAGUCACCUAAACGACCCCCGUCUCCCAUAGAGUUUGACCUGAAGGACACACUGCACUUCAGUUUUGUCGUGAGCGCAGCUCGGCUUUAUGCUGAAAUCUACAACAUCCCCUACUCAGAGAAGGAUCUGUCACAGGAAGCAGUGUCCAGGAUGUUGUCAGAGAUUACCGUCCCAGAGUACAGGCCAGCAGAGAAGCGUAUUGAGACAGAUGAGAAUGUGAAGAAGCCUGAUCAGAUGAAGCUGUCCGUAAGCAGCGAGGAGGAGAGAGAGGCCAUCGCCCAGUUAGAGGAGGCUAUCACUGCAGACCACGUUACACCAGAGAGGUUACGGAUGUCUCCCCGGCUGUUCGAGAAGGACGAUGACCUCAACGGCCACAUGGACUUCGUGGCGUCGGCCUCCUCACUCAGGGCCAGGAUGUACUCCAUCGAGGUGGCCGACCGCCUCAAGACCAAACGCAUCGCCGGGAAGAUCAUCCCCGCCAUCGCCACAGCUACCGCCCGCCGUCGCCGGGCUGUCGUCUGGGGGGUUUGUCUGGGGGGUUGUCUGGGGGGAUUGUCUGGGAGUCGUCUGGGGAGUCGUCUGGGGGGUCGUCUGGGAGUCACCUGGGGGGGUUGCUGGGAGUCGUCUGGGGGGGUUGUCUGGGAGUCGUCUGGGGGUUGUCUGGGAGUCGUCUGGGGGGUUGUCUGGGAGUCGUCUGGGGGGUUGUCUGGGAGUCCGUCUGGGGGGUUGUCUGGGGGGUUGUCUGGGAGUCGUCUGGGGGGUUGUCUGGGAGUGUCGUCUGGGCGGUUGUCUGGGAGUCAUCUGGGGGUGUGUCUGGGUGGGUUGUCUGGGAGUCAUCUGGGGGGUCGUCUGGGAGUCAUCUGGGUGGUCGUCUGGGAGUCGUCUGGGGAGUCAUCUGGGGGGGGUCGUCUGGGAGUCAUCCUGGGGGGUUGUCUGGGAGGUCGUCUGGGAGUCGUCUGGGGGGGGGGGCCGUCUGGGAGUCGUCUGGGGGGUUGUCUGGGAUUCAUCUGGGAGUCAUCUGGGGGGUUGUCUGGGAGUCGUCUGGGGGGGGGUCGUCUGGCGGGUCGUCUGGCGGGUCGUCUGGGAGGUCGUCUGGGGGAGUCCGUCAGUGAGUGGUUGUGCUGUGGUCCCCAGGUGUCGUUGGAGCUGGUGAAGUGGAACCUACCAUGGUGUUGCCUGUGUUGUAUUACAGGUGCAUUAUGGGAUAGAACCUACCAUGGUGUUGACUGUGUUGUAUUACAGGUGCAUUAUGGGAUAGAACCUACCAUGGUUGUCCAUGGAGUGAAGAUGCUCUAUGUUCCUGUGAUGCCAGGACACAACAAGAGACUGAAACUAACGAUGCAGAAGUUGAUCAAACCGUCUGUAGACCGUCGCUAUGUUGACCUGACCGUGUCCUUCGCUCCAGAGUCAGAUGGUGAUGAGGACCUUCCUGGACCCCCCGUUAGGUACUACUUCAGCCCCGACGGAGACGCUCACACCGCCUGACACGCCCGGACCAUAACAUCCCUGACGCCCCACCAAAUAUAACCACCCCUCAGUCCCCUCAAACUAACCCUCUGUACCUGCAAAACCCUAGUUGACAACAGUGGUGCUUCUUGAACAGGGGUGGAUUCUAGAACAGGGGUGGAUUCUAGAACAGGGGUGGAUUCUAGAACAGGGGUGGAUUCUAGAACGGGGAUGGAUCUAGUGUUGAUUCUAGAAUAUAUCUUGAUUCUAGGACAGAUGGUGAUUCUAGGACAGAUGGUGAUUCUAGAACAGAUGUUGAUUCUAGAACAGGUGGUGAUUCUAGAACAGAUGGUGAUUCUAGAACAGAUGGUGAUUCUAGAACAGAUGGUGAUUCUAGAACAGAUGGUGAUUCUAGAACAGAUGGUGAUUCUAGAACAGGGCUGGCCCCAUGUACCAUUAUUAGAGGUAGAACGAGGGCUGUAGAUGGAUAUAACCUGGUCUGAUGAGUUCUCUUUCUACCUCUAUGAGAAGAGGGAACCACUUGGCUGUGUACAUAGUAGUCCCUCUUUGUUUCUACUCUGGUUUAAAGCACCGUUCCGACUGGUGUUUUCUACUCUGGUUUAAAACACAGCUCAGACUGGUGUUUUCUACUCUGGUUUAAAACACAGCUCUGACUGGUGUUUUCUACUCUGGUUUAAAACACAGCUCUGACUGGUGUUUUCUACUCUGGUUUAAAACACAGCUCUGACUGGCGUUUUCUACUCUGGUUUAAAGCACAGCUCUGACUGGUGUUUUCUACUCUGGUUUAAAGUACAGCUCUGACUGGUGUUUUCUACUCUGGUUUAAAACACAGCUCUGACUGGUUGUUUUCUACUCUGGUUUAAAACACAGCUCUGACUGGUGUUUUCUACUCUGGUUUAAAGCACAGCUCUGACUGGUGUUUUCUACUCUGGUUUAAAGCACCGUUCCGACUGGUGUUUUCUACUCUGGUUUAAAGCACAGCUCUGACUGGUGUUUUCUACUCUGGUUUAAAGCGCAGCUCUGACUGGUGUUUUCUACUCUGGUUUAAAGCACAGCUCUGACUGGUGUUUUCAUACUCUGGUUUAAAGCGCAGCUCUGACUGGUGUUUUCUACUCUGGUUUAAAGCACAGCUCUGACUGGUGUUUCUACUCUGGUUUAAAGCACAGCUCUGACUGGUGUUUUCCUACUCUGGUUUAAAGCACAGCUCUGACUGGUGUUUUCUACUCUGGUUUAAAACACAGCUCUGACUGGUGUUUCUACUCUGGUUUAAAUCACAGCUCUGACUGGUGUUUUCUACUCUGGUUUAAAGUACAGCUCUGACUGGUGUUUUCUACUCUGGUUUAAAACACAGCUCUGACUGGUGUUUCUGCUCUGGUUUAAAGCACAGCUCUGACUGGUGUUUUCUACUCUGGUUUAAAGCACAGCUCUGACUGGUGUUUUCUACUCUGGUUUAAAACACAGCUCUGACUGGUGUUUUCUACUCUGGUUUAAAGUACAGCUCUGACUGGUGUUUUCUACUCUGGUUUAAAACACAGCUCUGACUGGUGUUUUCUACUCUGGUUUAAAGCACAGCUCUGACUGGUGUUUUCUACUCUGGUUUAAAGCACCGUUCCGACUGGUGUUUUCUACUCUGGUUUAAAGCACAGCUCUGACUGGUGUUUUCUACUCUGGUUUAAAGCACAGCUCUGACUGGUGUUUUCUACUCUGGUUAAAGCGCAGCUCUGACUGGUGUUUUCUACUCUGGUUUAAAGCACAGCUCUGACUGGUGUUUUCUACUCUGGUUUAAAGCACAGCUCUGACUGGUGUUUUCUACUCUGGUUUAAAGCACAGCUCAGACUGGUAUGCACAUACCUUAACUAACAACCUUGUGUGUUUGUCACGAUGAUGAUAAGAAUAAAACGACCGUGUUUACACACCCAUACAUA